AAUUUUUAUCGUUGGUGCGAUGAAGCUUACGAGGAGAUGGAUUCCACAUUAGUGGUUCAGCAGUAUAUUCAGCAGACCAUCCGCCUUGAUGCAAACAACAUUGACGCCAUAUUGAAUGCACCCGAGUCUCAGGAUGAAGGAGUCUGGAAGUAUGAACAUCUUAGACAGUUUUGCAUGGAACUAAAUGGUUUAGCAGUGCGACUUCAAGGAGAGUGCCAGCCAUCUACAUGCACGCAAAUGACAGCCACUGAGCAGUGGAUAUUCUUAUGUGCAGCACACAAAACUCCCAAGGAGUGCCCUGCCAUAGACUACACUCGCCAUACUUUGGAUGGAGCUGCUUGCUUAUUAAAUUCUAACAAAUAUUUCCCUAGUCGAGUAAGCAUAAAAGAAUCUUCUGUGGCUAAGUUAGGUUCCGUCUGCCGUAGAGUGUACAGGAUAUUCUCUCAUGCUUAUUUCCACCAUAGGGCUAUCUUUGAUGAAUUUGAGGUUGAAACUGCUUUAUGCCGCCGCUUCACCGUAUUUGUAACCAAGUACAAUCUCAUGUCCAGGGAUAACCUUAUUGUUCCCAUUCUGGAAGAUGAAAGCGCAGGCCAAGGAGAAUCAGAGGCCUAGGCCUGCUAGCUAGAUUAUAUCCUUCAAGCAAAUUUAUUGCAGUAACUCACAAUUCUUCAUAUCUCCAUAUGCUUGAUUUAGUUUUGAGCACUAUUUAUGUUUUGUCAGUGGUAAUGCUGAGUGUUAGUUGUUUCUUAUUUCUUGCAUAGCUAAUACUGUUUGUUGUUGAUUGUAUUCUUUUCCUAAAGAUUCAUUGGCUUGUGUUGAGCAGCACAUGUAUUUAUAUUUCAUACAUUGUAUUCUGGAAAAUACAAUUGACUUUUAUUCAUGGAUAUGUUAACAGGUUUUGAUAUAUCUUAGUAAAAUAUAUGCAUGAAAAGUUCAUGUGUCUUGCACUGAUUAUGGAAAUCUCAUAUUCUAAGUAGGUUCUCUUAUUCACAGAGUGGUAUUGAAAUUAUAAGAUUAAUAUCAAGGAUUAUAACUCAUUUAAAUAUUUCAUUUUUCAUUACAGAAUUUGAUAAUUCUGCAAGUCUCUAGUUAGAAUUUGUUCUACUUUCCUUUUUAUUCUGAAUGCUGAAAUUUUUUAUAGAUGUUGAAAACGUAUUGUAGCCAUAUAGUAUUCUCUGGAAUCAUAUACAGUACAUAAUAGGAAUGCACAUUCUAUUCUGAUUUAGACUUUUUCGAAGAUGCCAAAAAUGAUCUAACACUGCUGAGUUACUUCAAGAUCUUAAUAUACAUACCUUGUAUUACACUGUCUGUACUUUGGUCCUUCAGGUUUGUAUGGCUAUACCUUUGUUAAAACAUUUAUUAUGCAGACAUGUUAUCAAAGAAGAGUGUGGUCCUUAAAGUUAUAUAUGCAUUCUUUCAACUGCUUAUGUGUAUUGUUUUGAAAUGUGUUUGUAUUGUUAAUGGGGUGGGGGACAAUUUUCUUUUCAUUCAUUUAUUCCUUUUAUUAGCUUACUUGGUUUAUUCAGAUUUAAAUAUUUAAAGACAAUUUCAUAUAUAACAAUAUAUUUGUACAGUACUCUAGUAUUAAUGCAGCUUUGUCUUCAAAGUUUCUGUCACGGUCAUAUUUAUUUCACAAACUGUUUGGUGCUUUUUAACUUAUACCUUCUGUCAAUUUCUUAUGUAUCCUAAUUUUCUUUUGCCUGAUUUGCCAUCACCCAUAAUGGGUGGUGUACUUGCAAACUUUUUAAGGUCAACUUAUGUGUAAUUUUUUUGCAUGGUAUUGUACGAGACAGAUGAUGCCAUGUACAGUGAAUCCACACUAUUCGUGUUUUUGUAUUAAGUUAGAAUCACCAUAUUCUUCAUAUGUAUUUAUUAUUGUUCAGAAAUUUUGGAAAAGCUUCGCACUAAAGAUUUUUCCAUUCAUCAAAAUUAUUGCCAAAUUUAAUGAACUAUUUUGGUGGCAUAUCAGAGCAGUUUUUAGAAGGUUCUUUCCUCCCUACGUGAAUGAAAAUGUAAUAGACCAACUUAUAGAAAUUUCAGGUUGUGGUUUUUUGUGUUCAGCUAAACAGCUGUAGCAGUUGUGUCAAUGUAGUGAACAAAUCCCAACAGUUAUUUAUUGCAACAUGGAAGAAACAAAUAACAUUCCAAAGAUUGUUUAUGCCAUAAUACAGUAUCUAAUACACUCCCAGUCAGCUUGUAGUCUCUAUACAUGUAUAAGAAGUGUGUUCAUAUAACUUCAGAAUCAUCAUAUUGGUUUUUAUAUUUUGUUCUUAUUGUAUUUAAAAAGUUUGCUGAUGUUAUAAAGUAUUCACUCAUUUGUAAUAGUGUACAUGGAUGUAAGAGCCUUAGUUGUCUAGAUUACUUCAUGGGUUUACCUUGUUGUAAUUUCUACUUAAUACAGAAAAUUAGGAAGGUAUAAUUUGUUGCCUUGAUACAGCCUUCAUCUCUUCAUUUUAUAUAUGUAGCUAAGAUUGCUAUGAGUGCAGCGCUGCACUUUGAACUCGAUAUAAUAUAAAGGUUAGCAUUUGACGAGGUUUUACCUCCUGAAAGUAAGAAGAGGCUCUGACCAAUUUUCCGUUUCCUUUAGCGAAAGGUUUUUUACGCCUCUGCAUAACGUGUUUUGUAAGUAGAUAGAUGAGACAUAGGUAAUGUUUCGAAAUGGAGUAGUUAAUAAUAAAGGUGUGUAAAUAGUAUUUCUAAUUUGUGUGAUGUUUUUUCUUCUGUAAAUGCUCUCUAUAAAUAAUCAAGAGCCUUGGACUUUCAUACAUUAUUCAUGAUCAAAUAAGCAGUUGUAUAUAGAAAAUUGAUAAAAUUGCCAAGCAGUGGUG
This is a messenger RNA of Macrobrachium nipponense, 2828 nucleotides long. It is a transcript of the gene Mob4, whose product is annotated as MOB-like protein phocein. The record is from RefSeq and is a predicted model, not a curated record. Gene Ontology annotation, cellular component: cytoplasm. Lineage: Eukaryota; Metazoa; Arthropoda; Malacostraca; Decapoda; Palaemonidae.